AUGAUUACUGGGUUCUUGUACAAUGGAGAUAUUAAGGAAGCUAUAGAGUUUUUUAAGAGGAUGCCAAAACGAGAUGCAGCUUCUCUUAGUGCCCUUGUGUCUGGUUUGAUUCAAAAUGAUGAACUCGAUGAGGCUGCUGCUCUCUUAUUUAAAUAUGGGAAAAGGGGUGACAUGGAAAAAUAUCUCAUUCACGCUUAUAAUACUUUGAUUGCUGGGUACGGCCAGAAAGGGAGGGUUGAGGAUGCUCAACGUCUUUUUUAUCAGAUACCAGUUUGUGGUAACAAAGGAAGUGGGGGAGACUUGAGGUUCGAAAGAAAUGUGGUGUCUUGGAAUUCUAUGAUUAUGUGCUAUGUCAAAGCUGGAGAUAUUGUUUCCGCAAGGAAGCUGUUUGAUCUGAUGGAGGGCCGAGAUACAUUUUCCUGGAACACAAUGAUUAGUGGCCAUGUUCAUGUGCUGAAUAUGGAUGAGGCAGGGGAUAUGGAACUUGCACGCAAUUUCUUUGAGAGGAUGCCUCAGAAAAGUCAGUUAAUUAUUUGGGGACAAGUGGAUGCUCACGCCACAAAAUGGGAUUUGUUGAAAAAGAGAUUGAUGAUGGCAUUCCCUUCUUGUUCCUCAGCUUUUGGAAUUUCAUAUUACAGGGCUGAAUUGCAGCCACCUAAGUCUCGUGAUGUGAUCCUCUUGAAGCUCUCUUGCCAUGACAGAAGGGGCCUUUUACAUGGUAACUUUUGCAUACUACGAGUAGCACUGGUCAGCUGUGGCCCUGAUACUAAGAUGGUAGUUGCAAACCCUGUUGAGUUAUCUGGCAAGGGUCGUCCCCUGGUUUUCUAUGACAUAGCUCUUGCUCUUUAG
Fraxinus pennsylvanica is the source of this 849-nucleotide messenger RNA. The record is from the annotation of a GenBank genome assembly. NCBI's taxonomy places the organism in Eukaryota, Viridiplantae, Streptophyta, Magnoliopsida, Lamiales, Oleaceae.